CCUACACCCACCAUGCCAGCAACCCCUACAACAAACCUCAACCCCCCACCCCCAUCCCUACCCACCCACCCCUUUACCUCCAUCCGCAAAACCCGCUCCAUCAUCGCCCAGCAGCUCGACCAACUAUGCUUCGGCACCUCCCGCACCCAAUACCUCCUCUUCUCCUCUCUCCCCCCCUCCCGCUUCACCACCCUCUCCCUAGGGCGCUACGACGGCCGGCACACCCUCCCAAAAUGCGUGCGCCUCACCUACGACGCCGGGAAGGAGGAGAUGGUAGCUAAACUGAUGGGGGAGGCGAGACUGGAAUCUUCGGACCGGCUACUUGAGUGGUGGAUUUUCUCGAGGGCUAGGGGUAUGGGAAUGGAUUGGGAGGAAUUACUGCCUGAAGGUGCGACGACGUGUAGGAAGGAGGGGGUGGAGAGGGAGCCGGAUUCAUCGUAUAGACCGAGGGGGAGGGGGAGGGAUGGGUGGCCGACUGUAGUUACCUUAGUUGGGUUUAAGGAGGUGGUGGAGGGGCUGAGGUGGGAUGCGGGGUGGUGGGUUGGGGGGUCAGAGGGGGAGGUGAGGGUGGCGAUUAUUAUUAUUUUGGGUCUUGAUGAGCGGGAAAUUGUGUUGGAGACGUGGGAACCAUCCCGGGAUGAGACGAAGAGGGUUACGAGGUCGGCUGCGAAGCAAGUCACUCGGACGCAGGAGGUGUGUAUUUCUAAGGAUGAGGUUGAGGGUGCACCGCUGGUGUUGGGGUUUGAAAAGGUGUUUGGAAGGGCUGCUGGGGAGGGGGAGGGGGAUAUUGUGUUUUCGGCACAGGACCUGGGGCAGUGGGCGAGGAAAGUCUGGUUGGAUGAUGAGGACUGA
This is a messenger RNA of Pseudogymnoascus verrucosus, 852 nucleotides long. RefSeq lists its product as uncharacterized. Lineage: Eukaryota; Fungi; Ascomycota; Leotiomycetes; Thelebolales; Thelebolaceae. The transcript has a single exon. Bases 13 to 852 code for a protein of 279 amino acids. The record is from RefSeq and is a predicted model, not a curated record.